AUGCUGUGGUCUUAUGAGAGUCAGGGUAUUGGAGGCCUGGUGACUUCCCUUCAAUUUGCUGGUUACAUGUACUUCCUUGCUGGCAGUCUUAUACUGUCCUAUCUGGGAUAUCUCAUUUAUAGUCGGGUUGAGGAAAAUGUAGGUGAUCAAAUUGGGAGCUGUGAAGAUCAAGAAGAAAAGGAGGGUCAGAAGAGCAAGUUGACACUUGACUCGGAGGAAACCCCUACAGAGGAGGCCAAAAAAGAUUUGGAUGGGUACUCUGAAGAAAAAAAUGAAGAAAAUGAGAACGACAAGAUUAAGAAGAGGAGGAACAGGAAGAAUAAAAAGAGAAGAGUAGAAAAUGGGCUGGCCACAAUCCCUGACCCUCAUUUGGCUACCUCCAAUACUGGGAAGUCACAAGAGAUGGUAACCUUGGAUGUUAAGGAGAACCUUCGUCACGAAUCCAUUGUCUGCUGCUGCAAGGAUCAGGGCGACCAUCCUUGCAAUAUUUAUAUGAUACUGGAGCAGGUAACUGAUGUCAAAAAAGAAUCACAUGGAAAUAAACUGAAGUCUGCCAAGAAGAACUCCAGUGAAGCUAAUGGUAGCAGUGAGGACUUUAUAGAUGCAAAAGUUGAGAAACAAGAGCAGCCACCCAAUGAGACGGAUCACGCUGGCAAACAGGGCAUCCAUCCUGGGGAGCAGGAAGAGCAGCCAUGUGGCAGAAAUGAAGUGACGGAUGAGUUACUGUCCAAGGCAGAUGUGUCACAUACGAAGAACCCACCUAUCGAGAAGAAGAGAGGCAGGACUCCAGUAAAUCAAACUGAAGACAUUCAUCCAGAAACAGUUAAACGUGAAUGGAAGCCUUCAUUUAGGAGGAGAUUGGCCACAGAGUCAUCCUUAUUUCAGACACCUCUAGUCACCACAGGAUGGAAUCUCAGGUCUCGGUUUUCCACCCAUACGGCAAAUGCUUGUCAGAAUGGCUCUACUUUAGGACAUAAGAAUGCCAUCCUGGAACUAUCUAAUCCUGAUUUGAAGAAAAUGAAUAGGGCAGAGAAACCCUGGCCAUCAGUGAUAAAGAGCACCAUUACAAAGGAUGUACCUUUAUCCACGAGUAAGACCGGCUUUACUGAGAUAACCCAAUCACACUUAAGUAAUGGCAAGGAGUUCCAGGAAUGUCCCUGCCCAGACUACUUGUGCCCAUUCAAUGGAAAGAGCUCUGCAGAAGGUCUGAAAACUCAGGAGCUCUUCAGAAACCUGUUAGAUAUUUUAGAUAAGAUGAUCCCUGAAAGGUAUCCGCACCUCCUUGAACAGGUAGAAGAGUUAAUUGUGGACACCCAGGAGAGGCUUGAAGGUGUUGUCAACAUCAUAGUUAAAAGGGCCAUAUCUGAGAGGCAAUACAGUGCUGUCUAUGCUGGGAUGUGCCACUAUUUACUGAAGCUGGAUGCCCCCACAGCAGACGGGUCUGGAGGAUAUGUUAACUUCAGAUUUCUUCUGUUGAAGAGCUGCCAAAAGUUGUUCUACAUGAAUGGGGAUGAACAAAAUGAAAUUGGCAAGAAACAGGAGGAAAUUGAGGCAGCAACUCAGGAAAUUCAGAAGCAAUGUCUCUGUAUGCAAUUGGAAGAGAUUAAGAAGAUCACCCGCCUGAAAUCACUUGGCAAUAUUGUCUUCAUUGGUCAGCUUUUUAAAUGGAAGGUCAUUACAGGAAGCCGUGUUCAUCAGUGUAUUGCAUGGCUUCUUAGCAAUUACAGCGAGGAAUCUCUGGAGCGCCUCUGCUUGCUUUUGACCACUGUGGGGAAGCAGCUUGACCUCUCUGAAUCCAAGGUCCUGUCUUGUGACUAUAUCAUUGUAACAUAG
Messenger RNA from Polypterus senegalus (gray bichir), 1833 nucleotides. RefSeq lists its product as uncharacterized. Gene Ontology annotation, molecular function: mRNA binding; translation initiation factor activity; protein binding. The transcript has 8 exons. Lineage: Eukaryota; Metazoa; Chordata; Cladistia; Polypteriformes; Polypteridae. The record is from RefSeq and is a predicted model, not a curated record. Gene Ontology annotation, cellular component: eukaryotic translation initiation factor 4F complex. Bases 1 to 1833 code for a protein of 610 amino acids.